GAAAGAAAGAAAGAAAGAACAAGGCAUACAAAUGGCAGCAGAGUUUGGUUUGAGUGUACUGGGAAAGAUCGCGGAGUUGCUGAUUGAGCCAAUUCAACGAGAACUUGGCUAUCUCUUAUGCUUCAACAAUAACUUUCAAGAGCUCCAAACUCAACUGGAAAAACUAAAAGAAACAAGAGAGGAUGUACAAGCAAGGGAAGAUGCAGAAAUGAGGAAGCGGAACACCCUGGGUGAAUCCGUCAAGAGGUGGAUUGGGGAUGCAAAAGAAAAAAUUGAAGAAGCGGAUAGUCUUAUCAAAGAGAAGGCCGAGGUUCAAAAGGGGUGUUUCUCCAUCAAAUGGUGUCCUAAUAUAAGCUUGCGCUUUUCUUUGGGCAGGAAGGGGAAGAAGUUAUCUGUCGUUAUCAUUGAGCUUCUUCAAUCCGGUGGUGACUUGCCACACACGGGUCACGCCUUACCCGUGUCACCCAUAAAUAUGCGCAAUUACAUUGGAGAUGCUCAUGAUUUCAACAGCCCAAGUCAGAUUGUGGAAGACAUCAUUGAGAAGUUAAGGGAUGAAAAGACAAUGUUAAUUGGGAUAUGCGGGAUGGGAGGCAUUGGAAAGACUACAUUGGCCAAGCAAGUCCUCCAAAAGGUACAAGACUUUCAUAAGCCUUUAUUUGACGUUCGAGUUAUUUCGACUGUCUCCAAUAGUCCCAAUUUCAAUACUAUCCAACAACAAGUCGCGGAGAUGUUAGAGUCUUCGCUUAAAGAAAUAGAGAAUGAGAUUUUAAGAGCAGAACAAUUACGAAAAGCUUUUAGUAACAAAAAGGUUGUUGUCUUGUUGGAUGAUGUUUGGAAAGAGUUUGAUUUAAAUGCUUUUGGUUUUCCAUUAACAAAAUCAAAUGUUGAUGGGAGUUUCUGUAAAAUAAUUUACACAUCUAGAAACAAAGAUUCAUUAUGGUCAGGUGAACGGAACAUCACCAAACAAGAAUUCUCUCUUGACAUUUUGUCAGAUGAAGAAUCCUUGACUUUGUUUAAAAGAAAAGUCAAUCUGCCUAAUGAUGAUAUUGAAAAAAAUGAAAUAGCAAGAAAAAUUGUGAAAGAAUGUGCAGGACUGCCCCUCGCGCUUGAGGUUGUAGGAGGCGCUCUCGUAAAUAAGAGAACAUCCGCGUGGAACGAUAUGCUUUUCAGGUUGCAGAGUCAACAACUUCACCAUGACAAGAUAGACAAGGUCGUGCAGACGAGUUAUGACUUCUUAGAAGAUCACGAAGCCCAAUUCUUGUUCUUGCUCUGCUGCUUAUUCCAAGAAGACGAAGUGAUUCCUAUCCAGACGUUGUAUCGUUAUGCAGUGGGUUUGCAACUCUUCAAAGAAUAUGCAGUGAAGAUGCAUGAUGUGGUGAGAGACGUGGGAAUUUCAAUUGGAAAACAAGAACAAAACGGUUUUAGUUUUAUAGAGGAGGAUGAACAAGAGAUUGUCUUCAGUGGAGGCUCAGAAUUGGAGAUACUACGUUUGAAUACUUUACGUUUCUACCUACCAAAUAUUAAAAUGCCAGAAAAUUUAUUUCAAGGAGCGGAUAAUCUCAAAGUUCUUGAUAUAAUCGGCACUUUCAGCCAGAUUAGUGAGUUUCCAUUAUUUUCUUUUUUAACCAACUUGAAGAUGUUAUCUCUAGAGGGAUUUAAUUUUAAUAUGUCAACCAAUGUAUCUACCAUUGGACAUAUUAAGUGUUUGGAGAUCCUUAGCCUUCGAAAUUCAAUCAUGAAAGAUUUGCCAAACGAAAUAAGUGAGUUAACAAACUUAAGAUUGUUGGAUUUGACUAGGUGCAAAUGUUUCAUAAUCAAUGGUGUUCUUUCGAAUCUUACUAAUCUACAAGAAUUGUACAUGUUGGAGAGCUUUCAAGAUUGGAGGCUACAAAAAGAAGAUGUUAAUGAUGGAGACAAUCAUGCAGCAGGUCUGGAGGAGUUAAAUUGCUUACAUAAAUUGUGGAAAUUGGAACUGGAGGUAAUCAACAUUGAACAAGUGCCGAGAGGUGUUAGGCUAUUUUCUUCUUCAACAUUAUUGGAACAAUUCAAGAUAAGAAUGGUAGAAAAAUAUGAGAGAGGAACUCAAUUUCAAGCUGGGAAAAGACAACUGUGGUUGGAAAAUGUUAGAAACAAUACCACCAGUUCCUUACAUUUACAUGAUGAACUUGGGGUCUUAGUAGAAAAGGGCAUUACCAAUUUAUGUAUAAGCAAUGAUCUUGUCAUGUGGGAGAAAAUGCAUUUAAACAGUCUUCUAUCAUUGAGAGAAGUUGUUCUUAAAAAUUGUGGAUCAAUUAUUACUCUUUUCCCACCGUCACAAUCAUCGAUGGAAAUAGAAGAGAUCAAUGGACUUGGGCGUUAUUUGUGGCGUAUCGAAAUAUAUAAAUGCAGUCAAAUGAGGCACUUAUGUUCUACAUCAAUAUCAAGGAAUCUCACAAAUCUUAAAUAUCUUGUUCUUCAAGACUGUGAAAUGACUGAAGAAGUUGUUAAUUUUUGCGAUGAGACAGAACAACUCAAUAAAAUUGAGUUCAAUGCUUUGGAAACUCUUGUGCUACGUGAAUUGUCUAGGAUGGAAAGUUUUUGCAGAGGAAUAAAUGAAAUUUAUUUUCAUAAACUAAAAAUAUUGCGGCUAACAGGACUGAAGAAUUUUAUAUUUCCAACAAAGGUGGAAAUACCUUGUUUGGAGAUUCUGGAGAUCUCAUUUAUUCCAAAUAUUGAAACUUUGCCCAUCGUGGCUCCAUCCCUCAGAUUCUUAAACAUUGAUAGUUGCGGAAGCUUAAAAUAUGUCUUCUCGGAGAUCUUCUUGAUAAGUAUUUCUCAUCUUGAAAAUUUAUCCAUUAAAAAAUGCAAAAUGUUGAAGGGACUAAUAGGAGUGUCGAAGGGUGUGGAAGUGGAGUCGAAAAAAUCAAUUGAAUUCCCCAAUUUGAUGAGAUUGCAUCUCGCAUCCUUAGACAAAUUAAGGAGUUUUGUCAUGGACAUCAACAAUUUGGACGUUGAAGAGAAAAAGUCGCAGCAAAAAACACUAUUUGAUCAUGAUGAGUUGGAAAUACCUUACUUGGAGGAGCUGAGUAUGACAUCUAUUCUAAAUAUUGAAACUUUGUGCUUGCCACCAUCAUUGCAAAGGUUGAAUAUAUAUAGGUGUGACAACUUCCAAUAUAUUGACUUCUCUAAUAGCAUGGUGAUGAAGGUUAUUUCUAAUCUUAGAAGUUUAACCAUUCGAAAAUGUAAAAUGUUGAACGGAGUAGUAGGAGUAACAAUGGGUGUAGGAGAGCAACAGAGAAAAUCAAUUGAAUUCCCUAAUUUGUUGAUAUUGUAUCUUGAAUCCUUGGACGAAUUCACGAGUUUUGUCAUUAAUGUCAACAAUUUGGGUGACAAGGAAGAAAAGUCGCGAAAUGCACUAUUUUAUCACGAUGAUUAUCAGGUCUCAUUUCCUUGUUUACAAGAGUUGGUGAUAGAUGGAUUGCGAAAGAUAAAUUAUAUAAUAGGAAGGAACAGUGAACAAGUAAGAGUUCAUGAUGAUAUCGAGGAAUGGCAUGGCAGGGAAUUAUUAGUAUUUCCUAAUGUGGAGACAUUGCGGCUACAACAUUUAAAGGAACUCGUGAGUUUUGUUGGAGUGAUGAACAAUAUUGACAACAAUUGCAAAAAUCAAAAUGCAUUAUUUCAUCCUGACGAUGAUGAUGAGGUCUCAUUUCCUUCUUUACAAAAGUUGAGUGUAUAUAGAUUGCCAAAGAUAAAUUAUAUAGUAGAAAGGAAGACUGGACAAGUAAGAAGACGUCGUGAUGAUGAAGGCUAUGGCAAGGAAAUUCAACAACACAUAUUAUUAUUAUUCCUUAAUUUGAAGAGAUUGGAGCUUAUUCAUCUAGAGGAACUCGUGAGUUUUGUUGGAGUGAUGAACAAUAUGGACAACAGUUAUAAAAAUGAAAAUGCGCUCUUUCAUCCGGAAGAUGACGAGGUAACUUUUAUAAUUGUAAAGUUAAAACAGUAUUAUAGUUAUGUAUAA
This is a messenger RNA of Impatiens glandulifera, 3997 nucleotides long. Its product is annotated as disease resistance protein At4g27190-like. Bases 32 to 3997 code for a protein of 1321 amino acids. Lineage: Eukaryota; Viridiplantae; Streptophyta; Magnoliopsida; Ericales; Balsaminaceae. Gene Ontology annotation, molecular function: ADP binding. The transcript is spliced from 6 exons. The record is from RefSeq and is a predicted model, not a curated record.